GGCUGCUCAACGUUGGACCGAUGUGGCCAUUCAGCACCUCCGACCGCGUGGACCUUCGGCGGAACCAGAGCGGACACGGGGCCCGACUGGAGGAGCGGAACCUCGGGAGCGGGAAUCGAACCCAGGCGUGCACGCGUACAGACACACACACACGCGCGCGCGCACCCCACCUUUCACCACAACCCACAGCCACCACCACCACCACCCAACCACCAACCCACCACCAAGCAUGCGAACCCAGGUUCGAUUCCCGAUGCGAGCUCAGAGCCAGCCGCAGCCUCCUGCUCCUCCUCGGCUGAUGACCGCCCUGCUGCUGACGACGAUGCUGCUGAUGAGCGGUGUCGUGGAAGCGUCGUUCGCCUCGCUCCAGCAGCAGCAGCGGGCGAGGCAGCUGGUGGCGGAGCUGGAGGGCUCUCUGGCGGGGACGCUGGAGCUGAUGGCUGGUGGCGGGAGCCCGGCGGAACAGCAGCAACAGCAGCAUCAGCAGCAGCAGCACAGCGACUACGGGGUCAAGUUGUGCGGCCGGGAGUUCAUCCGCGCCGUGAUCUACACGUGCGGAGGCUCUCGGUGGAGGAGGGCCAGGCAGCCGUGGGUCGGUGCGGCUGAGAGCUGGGAUGGGCUGUCCGACUCUGAGCUGGACCAGGACGAGGGAGUGGCGAGAGAAUUGGGGGGGGCUGCCAUCACGGGGGGGCCCCCCGAACCCCCCCCGUGGUGGAUCUCGUCGCCGUCGAUGAGUCGACAGAGGCGAGACUCGGCUGGCGGCAUGGGGGGGGGCCCCGGGGGGGUCCCCCAAGCCAUGGGGCUGGCGGGGCUCUGCUGCACGUGGGGAUGCUCCAAGGGAGACAUCAGCACCCUCUGCUGAACAUCGGCACCAUCGACAGGGACACCAUCACCAUCGCCAUGGAUAUCACCAUCAUCACCAUGGACACCAUCAUCAUCAACAUGGACAUCAGCACCCGCUGCUGAACAUCGGCACCAUCAACAUGGACACCAUCAUCGCCAUGGAUAUCAUCAUCACCAUGGACAUCAGCACCCUCUGCUGAACAUCGGCACCAUCGACAGGGACACCAUCAUCGCCAUGGACACCAUCAUCACCAUGGACAUCAGCACCCUCUGCUGAACAUCAUCACCAUCGCCAUGGACACCAUCAUCACCAUGGACAUCAUCACCAUCAACAUGGACAUCAGCACCCUCUGCUGAACAUCGUCACCAUCGCCAUGGACAUCAUCAACAUGGACAUCAUCACCAUGGACAUCAUCAUCAUCGUCAGGGACAUCAUCACCAUCACCAUAGAGAUCUUCAUCGUCAGGGACAUCAUCACCAUGGACAUCACCACCAUCACCAUGGACAUCAUCACCAUGGGCAUCAUCAUCGCCAGGGACAUCAUCAGCACCCUCUGCUGAACAUCGUCACCAUCGCCAUGGACAUCAUCACCAUGGACAUCAUCACCAUCAACAUGGACAUCGUCACCAUCACCAUAGACAUCAUCAUCGUCAGGGACAUCAUCACCAUCACCAUGGACAUCAUCAUCAUCGCCGGGACCAUCAUCAUUACCAUGAACAUCACCAUCAUCAUGGCUACCACCAUCAUCAUCAUCAGGGUCGUCCAUAGUAGGGGCCCCGGGGCCAAUCUCCACUGUGCCCCCCCCCACCCCCGGACGCCUUCAAACUAAACCGCUCCCCGCCCCCCAAAGCGCCGGGCCCAGGGCAGUCGCCCCGAUUCGCCGUCCCCUAUCCCUAGGCGACGGCUUUGAUGAUGCUCAUCAUCAUCAUCCUCCUCCUCCUCGUCAUCGUCGUCGUAAUCACUCGAUAUUUGUCGGCUGUGUUUGGAGAGCGGGGGAUCUUUGAUCGGCUGCCGGCGUCGGGCACUAAAAGCCGCGAGCGUACGAGCGAGGUCACGCGGUUGUAUCCGUGGACACUCCUCGAACGAAUAAAAAUGAACCAUAUGGCAUAAACUGCGUCGCGAAGUCGUUUUACGUCUGUUGAAGGCGAACGACACGGCAAUCUAUUCCUCUCGGCGAGCUCUACACGAUGCGCUAACUAAAACUUUCAAAGUUAUGUUCACGACAACGGAAACUUUUGGCAACGGCGUGUGCUCGGUGAUGGACGAGAGAGGAUCGAUGUCUGGUGGGUCGCGGCGUUGAUGUGCGCGGUGGGACGGAGUCGCCAACACAAAUAAAUUGCUCAAUUGCGA
Messenger RNA from Petromyzon marinus (sea lamprey), 2193 nucleotides. Its product is annotated as relaxin-3-like. Gene Ontology annotation, molecular function: G protein-coupled receptor binding; hormone activity. NCBI's taxonomy places the organism in Eukaryota, Metazoa, Chordata, Hyperoartia, Petromyzontiformes, Petromyzontidae. Gene Ontology annotation, cellular component: extracellular region. The record is from RefSeq and is a predicted model, not a curated record.